Molecule: messenger RNA, 780 nt
Organism: Paramecium sonneborni
Lineage: Eukaryota; Ciliophora; Oligohymenophorea; Peniculida; Parameciidae
Source: the annotation of a GenBank genome assembly
AUGAAUAAUGAAUUUGAUUCAGAUGAAUCUAUAAAUUCAGAUGAAGCCAUUAAAACAAUAGAUUUUAAAUACUUGACUCCAAAUUUUCACCAUGAAUUAGAUGAUAAAGGUACUUCAUUAUAUAAAAGAAUGAAUGGCAUAAAUACAUUGAUGUGUAAAUUUAAAGAUGUGCUUAUAUGUAAAGAUGAUACUUAUUUAUAAUCGAAUAGGGUUAAGUCUACAAAUUAAGUAUCGACCUCAAAUAUGUAAACUCAAAGUAGACAAUAACUUAAUCAUACAUUAGAAAAUCUAAAAUAGACUGAAAUUCAUUUAUCUAACUCUAGAAGAAGAUAUAAUUCACGUAAUUAAGUUGAUAAACAAUCUUAAAAUAGAUUAAACAAAAAUUCAUAUAAACUUUAAACAAAUAUAAUAUCACCUCGGAAACCAAAGAGAUAAAUUUAUGUAACAUAAAUAGUCAAUAAAAAUAAUAAUGAUUUAAAUAGCUUAUCAUUUUCAUAUCCAUAAAGAAUAUCAAGAAUAUUGGCUAAUAAUGAUUGUAUGUAAUCACAAAAAGGUAGUUCUGCUUCUUCUUAAAAGGGUAUUUUAAAAUCAAGUUCUUUUGAAGUACUCAAAAUUGGAGGUAGAUUAAGUAUGUAAAGUCUUAAUAGUCCAAUGAUGAGACCAUCUAAUAAAUAAGUCUCUUUUGAAUUUACUAGUGAAUAAAUGCGAAAAUUAAGAAAUCAUAAUAUAAGUAUUGAUCCUAAAAAGUAUUCAAGAUUAAAAACUAAAUUCUAGAAAUGA